AUGAGUAAAAGUUCUGAAUUAGAAUUUGCUCAACUUAAAACAAUGGAAUUAAUUCAUCAAGUAGCAGAAAAUAAUUCUAAAAUAAAAAAAGAAUUAUUUGCAUCAAUUGAAGAUAUUCAAACAAUUUUAAAUAAAAGAACAAAAUAUUUAAAGCUUCAUGAUAAUUACUUACUUACUGGACAUAUUGCUACAGAUAUUGAAAUUGAACAAUUUUUUGAACAACUUCAUAUACGUCAAAAUCUUACUUGUAAUUCACCAAUUGAACGAAACUAUUAUUCUUGUCGCAUUAAAGAUGUUGAUUUAUGCUAUUGGUGCGGAGCAGAUGAUGGUAUUCUUGAGCCUUCUGAAAAUUUAAAGUCUCAAUUUAAAACUAUUUACCCACUUUGUAUUUCAUGUGAGGCUAGUGGCCAUGAAUGGUCUACUCGUGCACCAAUUGUAUUUCAAAGCAAGAACAAAAAAGUUCGUGCUUAA
Molecule: messenger RNA, 471 nt
Organism: Racocetra fulgida
Lineage: Eukaryota; Fungi; Glomeromycota; Glomeromycetes; Diversisporales; Gigasporaceae
Source: the annotation of a GenBank genome assembly